Odocoileus virginianus texanus is the source of this 1458-nucleotide messenger RNA. Lineage: Eukaryota; Metazoa; Chordata; Mammalia; Artiodactyla; Cervidae. The record is from RefSeq and is a predicted model, not a curated record.
AUGGCCUUUGAGGAGCUUCUGGAUAAAGUUGGUGGCCUGGGGAAAUUCCAGAUACUUCAGAUGGCUUUAAUUUUUCCUUCUUACACGAUAGUAGUCUGUCACAUACUGUUGGAGAACUUCACUGCAGCUGUUCCUGGCCAUCGCUGCUGGAUCCACAUUCUUGAUAAUGCCACUGUCUCUGAUAAUGCCACUGCGAUCCUCAGCCCUGAUGAAGAUUCAUGUGAUGAUCCUCUUCUGGCCGAUUUCCUUCUCUUCCAGUGGGACCUAGUAUGUGACCAUCAGUCACAGAAAUCGAUGGUUCAAUCCCUAUUCAUGGCUGGAAUGCUGGUGGGAGGCUUCAUUUAUGGCCAUCUCUCAGACAGGUUUGGGCGCAAAUUGAUCCUCAGGUGCUGUUUGCUCCAGCUCGCCAUCUCGGGGACCUGUGCAGCCUUUGCCCCCACCUUCCUCAUUUACUGCGCCCUACGCUUCUGGUCAGGCUGUUCUGCUGAGGCCAUCGUGGCAAAUAACAGUAUGCUCAUUGUAGAGUGGGUAAGGUCCCAGUCAAAAGCCAUGGUAAUAACACUGAUAGCCUGUGCUGUUAGUAUUGGACAGACGAUGCUGGGAGGACUGGCUUUUGUCUUUCGAGAGUGGCGCACCCUGCAGCUGGUGGUGUCUGUACCUUUCUUUGUCUUCUUUCUCUCCUCAAGGUGGCUGGUGGAAUCUGCUCGGUGGCUGAUUGUCACCAAUAAACCAGAUGAGGGCUUAAAGGGACUUCGAAUAGUUGCACACCGAAAUGGAAUGAAGAAUGCUGAAGCCGCCCUGAACAUGGAGGGUUUGAGAGCAGCCAUGCGGGAGCAGCUGGAGGCAGCACAGACCAAAACAACUGUGUUUGACUUGUUCCGCACACCCAACCUGCGUAAAAGGAUCUGUCUCCUGUCCUUUGUGAGAUUUGCAAACACAGUACCCUAUUAUGGUAUCUUUAUGAAUCUACAGCACUUUGGGAGCAAUAUAUUCCUGUUCCAGGUAAUCUUUGGAGCUCUCACUAUCUCCGCUCGAUGUCUUGCACUCCUAGUACUGAAUCACAUGGGCCGUCGACUAACCCAGAUGCUUUUCAUGUUCCUUGUGGGACUUUCCAUUUUGGCCAACAUGUUUGUGCCCCAAGAAAUGCAGACCCUACGUUUGACUUUGGCAAGUGUGGGAAUGGGCUGUGUUGCUGCCGCUGUCUCCAGUAAUGCUGUCCAUAACUCUGAACUCGUGCCCACUCUCCUCAGAGCAAAAGCUUCAGGAUUAAAUAUGAUGGCUAGUAGGUGUGGGGCAGUACUGGCUCCCCUGCUGAUGACCCUAGUGGUGUUUCUACCCAGUUUACCCUGGAUCAUCUAUGGAGUGUGUCCUAUCCUUGCUGGUCUUGUCGUCUUUCUUCUACCUGAAACCAGGAAUAUGCCUCUGCUUGACACCAUCCAGGAUGUGGAAAAUAAGUGA